CCGGGCGGGGCUUGCUGUGCGGUCUGAGUGCCUCAGAUCGUGGAAAACGUCUGUGCCAGAGCUUGAUAAUUACGCAAAGCGAGACACUUUAAAACGUAGCUAGAAAGUUUUAAAGCUUCGACCAAACAUUAACGUUUCCUAAAAACUUAAGUAGCCGCUAAAGAGGAAAAGCCAACAUGAGGCUUUGUUUGAGUGCUUCUGUUUUACUUCUUUUUCUUGUUUCUGGAACUUUAACGCAAGAUUUUGACCUGUUCGAUGCUCUUGAUGAUGUCACACAAAAGCCCAAAGAGAUCACGAAGGCUCCAGAGAAACCUAAAGCUGGUGGUGAACUAGACCUUUCUGAUGCAUUUGGACCAGAUGAGGUAACGACGAAGGCACCCAAGAAACCUAGUUCUGGAGGUUCAGAUGGUGGAACUUUUGAUGACAAAGACUUGUUCGACAUUGGUGGUGGUGGGGACUACAAGCCUGAUGGAGGCCGGUCAGGAGGCCGUGCAGUGGACCCAGGCCACGAUCCUCAGGGUGGUGCUGAUCAGCCUCAAGCUGAAUCUGGGAAGAUCGCAGGAAUUGCGAGUGCCAUAGGAGUCGCUCUGUUGGGAGCAGCAUCCAGUUACUUUGCUUACCAGAAGAAAAAGCUCUGCUUUAAGCUGCAGGGAGGUGCAGAUCCAGAGAGCGGUAAAGAGCAGCAUGGUACUCAGUCUGAUCCUCAAGUUUUCAGCAACCUGCUCAAGUCAUCCUAAACCCCUCCUGCACCCACAAGACAAGUCAGUGGCCUUCUCCACAGAACUCAACUUCAUCAUCUUCCAGUCAGCUGUCAUUUGUCGUCUUUGGUCAGAAAAUUAGACUCUCUCUGGGUCUUACUGUAGUUUAAACCAUAAAUACAACUUAAACUGAAAAUAAAGUUAGUUAGAAAUAUCGUUUAUUUUCUUUUGAUUUUUAACAAAACUUAAAUCCUAGAUGUUGUUCAGUGAUGAUUUCAACAGGCAGUGGUUUUGCACAGAGCUUAGUUUGUGUGGAACUUCUUCUGUAAACAUGAAUACGUUGUGUUGUUUUGUCUUUUAAACUCUGACACUAUAGGUUUUGCAAAUAAAUAUGUGUGAUUAGUUUAACAUAGUUGCUCCUGGGUGGGGUUUACUGCAUCAUACAAGUGGAAUAAAAAGAAAAGAUUCUCUCCUGUGAUGGUCCAAACUGAAACCUGAGCGGACCCCACCCAGCUGGCAUCUAAGAAGGAUCCUGAGGUAUUUUGGCUUAGAACGGAUGUCAAGUAUUUUCUUUAGCACCUUAAAUCCUAAAGGGUUUGUUCCCCCAAACCAGGUGAUUUGCUCAGGUGUUGAGAUAUUUUCUUUUACUUUUUUUUUGUGAACCAACCAUUUAAUGCAGAGUCUGCCUUAACCGUGUACCGUAAAUUCUCAAAUAGAAGCCUUUACUCAAGUAACGACGAGGGGCGUGGCCAGCGCAAACAAAUCAAGGCUGUUAAAUAACUUGUACCUGCACCCUGGUGGCUCACAUGUCAUGUCAUACUCACCUUCCCGCUGCUCUGUGUCUAUCACAAAGUCACUAAUUCACUCCAAUGACUUCUACUUUUUUUGUCGUUAAGCGACUGUCAAUGAAAGUGAAGACUUCUUCCUGCAGAUGUUUCAAACUAAACCCAAGGCAGUGAUGGAGGGAAAUCAUUAGUGAUUCAAAACAUUAUUUCUAUUGGGUCAGAGAAGCUCAGAGAAACAGAGUGGUGAGAUUGACAUGGCUGUGAAAACACGGAGGAAGUGACGAGUUCGGCACAAAACGACAAAUUCCUGAAACACAGUAAAAUUAAAGCCUCUUUCAGAUGAAGGUCAGGUUCUAUCUGCAGUUGAGGCAGCUAUUUGAGAAUUUACAGUUAUCCUAUCUACAGCAAAACACAAGUGUUUUAAGUUGUUGUGUUGACAUGAUCAUCAUAGAGCUGGAUCUGAAUCCAGCAGAAGGAGCUUUAAUUAAUAUGAAAUGCUGAUUGUGAUGCGAGCAGAUGGAGUUUAUGAAACACAAAGCCGACACAUCUAAUAAAUUGUACACAAUGUUAGUGAGGUGUCAUUGGAAGUGAGAUGGCUUAUCAUGUAAAUGUAACUUACAGUACAGGAAUCCGCUUUUUGUUUGUCGUCAUGUUGGGGAUUGAGCCAACAUAAGUCUACUGCAAAAUACAUUUUCUCUCUGUGAUUUGAUUCCUUCUUUAAAUCAAAUUUUCUUAAAGCUGCAGUAAUCAGUGUUUUUUAUAUUAACAGCGAUUAAAGUGACAAUGUGAAAUGUGGUGCUUGUAAACCCACAGAUAAUUCCCCUUUUUAUUUAGCUUGUUAAUUUGGUUUUAAGGCCCAGGAAUAUUUCUCAUCAAAGUUAGCAACUAGCUGGUGUGCACACAGAGCAUUUAGAAGAUGAAGAGCCAGAUAUGAGUUACAUUCAGCAAGCAGACACAAACGCAAUUCUGAUGUUGCUCUCUGUGUACUCAGUGUGUAAAUAGUCAACUAACAUCUUAUCCAGAACCGCUUUAUAGGUUUAAAUGAUGUGUUCCACUGCCCUCUAGUGAUCAAAAAUAAUUAAUGCAAGUGAAACAUGAAACCAUCAAAACUUGUUACUACAAACUUCUUGAAACAAGAUGAUUUUUGUCGGACAGGUUGUCAUAUUUAGACUUUUUGGAAUCGAAAUAUUGGACAGAAAUGACCUGAUCUUUUGCAGUCCGCGUAUUUGAUCAGUUUUAUUACUCGGCUUUUAAUCACUUUCUGCUUGCCUUUGUAGAGGAGUAACGCUCUUUCAUCCACAAUUAUGAUCAUCAACAAGUACUCUGCAUUGUGUUAUUCAUGGUCGUUCUCUCAGACUCGCCCAUGUGUCAUCAUUUUAUGAGCACAUAAAGUAGCUAUAAUCACAUCAGAACGAUUGUAUCAGAGGAUUCUGAUUAGUAUGAUGGUAAAAUAUUCAAAUUAAUUGCACCGUUGAGAGCUGUAAAUACUUAAAAAUAAUGUGUAUAGAUGCCUGCUGACCUUUGCUUUAGGCUUGAUGCUGCAUUGUGCUUUGGAUCUCAGUUUGAAGUGCAUUUUUUGGAGACUUUUGUAUUAGAAUUUAUCUCAGUUUUACAAGCAUAGACUUAAGCCGGGUAUAUUACAUCUGAUGAUUGGAUCAAUGUUACUUUUGUGAGUGGAUUUAAAGUGUGUGUACAUGUUUUAAUAAAAGUUGUGUUUUACAGUU
Molecule: messenger RNA, 3207 nt
Organism: Micropterus dolomieu (smallmouth bass)
Lineage: Eukaryota; Metazoa; Chordata; Actinopteri; Centrarchiformes; Centrarchidae
Gene: cd99
Product: CD99 molecule
Exons: 11
Coding region: 177-737 (186 amino acids)
Biological process (GO): T cell extravasation; positive regulation of neutrophil extravasation; homotypic cell-cell adhesion
Source: RefSeq, a predicted model, not a curated record